Octopus bimaculoides (California two-spot octopus) is the source of this 656-nucleotide messenger RNA. RefSeq names its product chloride channel protein C. Gene Ontology annotation, biological process: transmembrane transport; chloride transport. Lineage: Eukaryota; Metazoa; Mollusca; Cephalopoda; Octopoda; Octopodidae. Gene Ontology annotation, molecular function: chloride transmembrane transporter activity. The record is from RefSeq and is a predicted model, not a curated record. Gene Ontology annotation, cellular component: intracellular membrane-bounded organelle; membrane.
UACUUCUUUUUGUGUCCAUCCAGAUUGAACUGACAAACGACGUCCAGUUUCUGUUACCAAUCAUGGUUGCUAUCAUGGUCGCAAAGUGGAUCGGUGAUUUCUUCACCCACCCUCAUUACCAUUCGUUACUAGAGUUGAAGUGUAUCCCAUUCUUACCGCCAGAACCACAAGUCGUCAUUGACAAGAAACUAAUUAAUCUCGAUCUUUUCAAAGUUUCCGAUGUCAUGUCUCAUCCUGUAAUUGUUGUAAAAGAACGAGAAUCAGUCGAUGUCCUUGCUAGACUUCUCCGUGAGACUCAGCAUGGAGGCUUUCCAAUUGUCAGGACCAAGGGUAACGUGGAUUCUUCAUUCUGUGGAAUCAUUACUCGGCAGGAACUCAAUGUGCUGAUGUUGCAGGAAGAAUUGUUUGAGAGUCCGGACGCGCAGAACGAGUUGUACGAUGUCACUUUAAUAGAAUACACCGAGUUACGUCCAGACAGAGCAGGCCAACCUGCUGGUCUGGAUGAGAAGCUUAAGGCUUAUGUAUCAAACCGACAAUAUACACAGCUUUUUGUGGACUUGGUAAGUAUGUGGAAGCAUGUUACUUAUCUUGUCAUAUAUAUAUGGACAGUUGUGUGUGUGUGUGUGUGUAUAUAUACAUAAUGCAAAAGAUACUAC